AUGUCGUUGGUGGACAGCACGGCCGCGUUCAAGCAACGAUGCCACGAUGUUGAUGGUGGCGCGCUGCAGACGGCAUUGGAAGCACAGGGCAUCACCAGCUUCGCAUCACUGGCUUACGCGUGCGGGACGCCACAGGACCGUCCCACGCAAGCGGAGAUGGAUGCUUUUGACCAAAAGCGUAGGCUUGUUGGCGUCCACAUUGAGCGGGACAUGAUCCCAUCGCACGCCCUCGUGGACCUGUGCUGUCACAUGCUUGAUGUGGGGGCAGACCGUGAGGCAUGGCUGAUCAUGGCUUCUGAAGUUAAGUCGAUUAAGGUCACUGCUGCCGGGGACUUUCCUUUGGGCUUGGCGCUCGACGCACUGCGAACGGACCCUCGGAUCACCAUGUAUCUAAUGGCCACGUGGGGCAGGGCGCCUGACGUCAAGCCUGUUGAUGUGGAUCACCCACCGCCGGCUCACAACAAGCCCGGCGAAGGCUUGUCUCGAUCUGCCAAGCGCCGACGCCGGCUUAAAGCCGCAGCUGCUUCGAGAACUACCACGCCAACCGGCAAGGCCCCCUCGGCUGCUCGCACCAUGCCUGCCGAGCUUAAGGAUGCUCACCAGAAGGCCGAGGAUGGCACGCCGAUCUGUUGGGACCAUAACUGCGGUGGAUGCAAGAACAAGACCGAGGGCGUCCAACGGUGUGGUUACUUGCUGCCGGUGAACCAGGGGCCACAGCUCCUCCCAUCGGAGCGUCUUCAUGCCACCUGUGACUGGCGUGGCACGAGCACCGCCGUCGACUUUGCGAGGCUGGUUUUCGUCUACCCAGCCGCGAUUGCCAUGGUGAUGCACGUCCUGCCUCCAUCGAGCACAGCGACGGCAACUCGGUCACCGCCUCGGGUUGUCAAGCCACCGCCUCACCCUCUGGGUCACGACAUCCGCUACGGUUGGGGCUCACUCUUCUACUUCUACGGCUACGACCAACCGGCAUCUGCGCAAAGUCGGUUUCCCAUACAGCCGCUUGACCUCACCGUUGAUGACGACCUGGCCAUGCUCCUGGACAUCAUUCGCCUGGAGUCUGCCAACAUUGCUUGGAUUCACUGUGCCAACUCGCUCUACCGGGCCGUGGGUGCCAUCGCCGACCUGGCGCUCGAGCUGCGGAUUUUCAUCUCCAUCGAGAACCCUGCCAACUCUCUUGCUUGGCUUUGCGACGGGCUGGACCAUCUUUUUCGCUGUCCGCACCAUGAGGUCGUCUUCGAUGCGUGCAUGCAUGGCGGCACGCGUGACAAGCGGGCACUUCUCUGGUGUUCUGAUGAUCGCUUCUUGCCGCUGGCUCUUCUGUGCUCUCGAGACCAUGCUCACGACGAGGCCGCAUAUCCUCAUCUUUUGUGUGAGCGCAUGGCUUACAUCGUGGCCGACCUGGCAGAGCUGAUCGUCGUGGGCAUCCCUCGUGAACCUCAGGACUUUGUCAAUGAGGCAGUCAAAGACGAUCAGCUUUGGGCGGAUCUGAGAGAUGGUUUUCGCCUCACCGGAUGGAUGAGGGAUACUGGGAUCUUUGACAAAAAGUUGCGACCUCCCGAGACCACCCUUGAAAGGCUGCUUGAACAAUCCAGCUACCGUACUCCUCUCAUUUUGAACAAGUUGAGGAAAACGGUGGUGGAUGACACCACUCGCAAGGCUUGGGCGGAGACGCUUGAGGAGGAGAAGAAGGGAUGGAUCUUCCGAGAGGCGAUGGCUACCGAUAAACCGAUGGUCAUCGCUCAUCGGUUUGGUUUGGAGCAAAAGGGCAAGGUCAGGGUCAUCGACAACGGCAAGGAAUGUGGGCUCAACUUGGCUUGCGGUUUGCCAGAAAAAUUCACCUUGCACGGGGUGGACGUGCUGGCUGGAGUCUUCGUCGAGCUGCUCAACAGGCCGCUGGCCAGGGGCUUGCGAAUCAAGGGGAGGACCAUUGACUUGGUUUCAGCAUACAAGUUUUACCCUAUACACCCUGAAGACAGACGGCACCUCCGUAUUGGGGUAUUCGACACCGAUUCCAACGUUGUUCGAUUGUACGGUACCAACGUCUUGCCUUUUGGUGCUACAGGAAGUGUUGCUGGAUUCCUGAGGGUAUCGGCUGCCCUGUGGCACACAGGGGUACGUGACAUGGGGCUUGGCUGGUGUGCCUACUUUGACGAUUUCCCUCUGCUGGCAGUCGAAGGUCAUGAGGCCCAGGUGGACAGGCUUGCUGGUGAGGUCUUCGACGCUUUGGACGUGGAAUACGCCAAGGAGGGGAAGAAGGCUACAUCGUUUGGGGAAACCUUCAAUGCCCUGGGCCUUUCUUUUGACUUGACCCGUUUCCAUGCUGGAGUGGUGACGCUGCGCCAUACCGAGGCGAGGACUGCUGAAUUGUUGGAGACUCUUGAUGAGAUCCUUCAGGAGCGCAGGCUUCGCCCCAAGGACGCCGAGGUGCUUCGCGGCCGAAUGCAUUGGUACACGUCUUAUCUAUUCGGCAGAGCCCCAUGUGAAGCGAUGCACCAGAUCUCGCUGCGCGCUCAGGGCCACGACGCUUGUGUCUCUUUAACGAAAGAACUCGAGGAGGCCUUGGUUACUAUGAGGUUUUUCUUGUCGGAUCCGAAACCACUUGAAAUUCGUCAAACCACGGGUCGGGAGAUGUUCGUCUUCACAGAUGGUUCGUACGAGCCCAACGGGGACGUCAAGGCUGGGAUCGGUGGGGUGCUGUAUGACGACACGGGCACCCCUUUGGCCUUCUUCAGCUCAGACGUAUCGGCUUCGGACCUGUCUAUCUUGGAAGAUCAAUCAGACCACCCAAUUUAUGAGGUGGAGCUUUAUGCGGCUGUGGUCGCGUUUGAGCUCUGGGGGCACUUGAUCCAGGAUAGCUUCACUGUCUUCUUCUUGGACAAUGAGGCUGCACAGUCGGCGCUCAUUGCUGGAAAGUCUGGCACAUCAAACGGGCGAGUGCUGGUACAGCGGUUCCUUGAUGCCGAGCACCGUUGGAGGGCAAGACCAUGGAUCGGCAGGGUUCCUACAUACUCGAAUCCAGCUGAUGAUCCUAGCCGACGUAUUUGCGAGCCGCUUAUCAAGCAAGGGGCAAGGCAGAUGGAUGUUAGUGGCGUUCGAUUGCUCUCUCAAUGA
This is a messenger RNA of Symbiodinium sp. CCMP2456, 3111 nucleotides long. The record is from the annotation of a GenBank genome assembly. NCBI's taxonomy places the organism in Eukaryota, Dinophyceae, Suessiales, Symbiodiniaceae.